Molecule: messenger RNA, 6125 nt
Organism: Oncorhynchus masou masou (cherry salmon)
Lineage: Eukaryota; Metazoa; Chordata; Actinopteri; Salmoniformes; Salmonidae
Product: zinc transporter ZIP12-like
Exons: 13
Coding region: 532-2631 (699 amino acids)
Biological process (GO): intracellular monoatomic cation homeostasis; zinc ion import across plasma membrane
Cellular component (GO): plasma membrane
Molecular function (GO): zinc ion transmembrane transporter activity; monoatomic cation:bicarbonate symporter activity
Source: RefSeq, a predicted model, not a curated record
UUACACAAUUCUUACUUCUUCUCAUAAGAGGUUUUUACCGAUGCAAGGGAUUCUCCGAAAACAACACAAACCCUUCCUCUCCAUCCACCAGAGUGAGAAAACAAAAGGUAGAGAGGGAAAAACGUUCUCUCUCACUUGCUUGCACUAAUCCCUUUGUUGUGGAGUAUUGAGGGGCCAGGGCUCUUGGCUGACUGGCCAUCCCUGUGUAAUGGGGGCUAAUUCGGGUGAAGGGUGCCCAGCCAGCCCUCCUGCUGGCCAUCCUCCACUAGAUUAGGCGGGGCGGGUACAUUUUUAAGGCCUCCCUCAGCCCAAACACAUUCUCCCUCUCGUUGCUUCUAGCCUCGCUCUCUCUCUAACUCUCUUUCUCUGUCUGUCUUUCUCAAUCCUAUUUUCCCUGCCUGAUAAAACUUCUCUCUUCCUCUCUGUCUUUCUCGAACUCUUCGCUGCACUCUCUCCUUCUCUUUCAUUUCCUGUCCUCCUUGUCGUCUCUCCAUCCAGCCCUAAGUCAGUGGCAGGGGACCCAGCAGGGUGAUGGGGGUCCCAGGUGGGACCAUGCGGUUCUGGAGCAAUGCUGUCCCCACAUUGCUCCUUCUACCCCUGUGUCUGCUGGGGAGAAUCGUGGAGGGCCAGGCCCCAGAACAGGGCAAGGAGAGGGGCUACCUGCAAGAGGCCAUCAGGGCUCUACAACUUGGGUCUCAGACCCAGCUCCAGAGGGACCAGACAGGGUUCCUACUCUCCACUGUCCUCCAGGCUGUGCACUGUGCAGAACGGAUUGGGGGAUCACAGGAGCUCUGUGACAAGUGCCUCACUCCAGACCUUGUCCUUUCUGUCCUGGAGGAUGAUAGGAAGGCUUACCUCACCGAGGAUGACUACCAUAGAGUCUCCACCGUUUUGCUCUACUACAUGAUCAACAUGGAACACCUGUGUGCCACCAACCCCUCCCCUUCCUCCUUUUCCUCUUCCUCCUUGUCACCGAGCUACCAGUACUACCUUCUGGCCCUGACCAACCUCCAACCUACAGAAGAAAGAGGCUUCCUCUCCUCCAAUGAGAUAGAGAGCAUUCUGCAGCUCAUCAACCAGAACUAUCAACCACCUGCUCCAGAGACAUCUGGCUCCUCCCACCCACAGUGUAUCGAUGCCUCCCGUCUACUGGAUGAGUUGGGGAUCACAGAUAGCCAAGGUGCUGAUCCAUCCUCAGUGGCCACACUGUCUGCAGCCAUCAUCACCCACACCCUGCAGGGCCACUGUUUCAGCAAGAGGAACCUGCCCUCCCCUGCUUUCUUUACAGAUUACAUCUUCCAGUCCCUCAACCGUACCAGCAACCUACAUGUCAGGGAUUUGGAGGAGCUGCUGCACCAGCUUGGUGUGGGAGGUGGUGGAGGAGGGGCCUAUCACUCACAUUGCAGGGAGAAGCGGAGCAUCACAGGCCCCACCCAUAUAGGCUGUGUCCAUGAGCCUUUGGGGAUCAACACAGACUGGACACAGGUAUGCUACUCAGCCAAUCAGCUGGUGGAUAUUUUUGUUCUGGAUCCGCAUUUGCAUAUUUCCCGGGAUCACUUCAGACAAAUCUGCCCAGCUGUUAUCCAGCAGUUGCUAGGGAAUGCCUGUGAGUCCACAGAGCCAGCUACACGAGGAUCUCCACCCAGUGCCAUUGAGAAAUAUGGCUACAGUACGGCUGCUGUGUUACUCAUCACCGUGGGCUCCAUGUUGGGCAUCUGCCUGAUCUUCUUCAACUCCUGCCAGGAGACCUACGCCCUCAUCCUGCAGCUCUUUGUGGGCCUGGCCGUGGGAACCCUCUCAGGGGACGCCCUCCUGCACCUCAUACCACAGAUCCUUGGCCUCCAUGACGACAGUCACCAUUACGAUCAUCACUUUACUGAGGGAAAGGAAUAUCUGUGGAAGAUUUUGGGAAUCAUCGCUGGAAUCUACGGCUUUUUCCUCAUCGAAAGGAUCUUCUCCCUUGUGAUGCCAUCACAUGGCCAUGGUCACGGGGGCCUGGGCAAUUCCCAUGACCUCCCCCUGGAGCUCAACUGCAACGGCCAGUCACAGAGGGGCAUGUCUAUCUCAACCAUGCAGCUGGGAACUGUGGAGGACUUAGAAUGCACAGAAAUCCCAUCAGAGGAGGCUGAACCAAGAACCCCUACGCAUCAGACGAGACAGGGUAUUCCUGUACUGGCUGUGAUGGUAAUCGUGGGAGACAGCCUCCAUAACUUUGCUGACGGCCUGGUGGUGGGGGCGGCCUUCUCCUCGUCCACCGAGACAGGCAUGGCGACCACCGUGGCCAUCCUCUGCCAUGAAAUCCCUCAUGAAAUGGGUGACUUUGCGGUGUUGCUAAGCUCAGGUCUCUCUGUGAGGAAUGCAGUGAUGAUGAACCUCCUCAGUGCUCUGACGGCCUUCAUCGGCCUCUACAUCGGCCUCUUUGUCUCCUCGGAACCAGAGGUCCAGCAGUGGAUCUUCACCGUUACCGCGGGGAUCUUCCUCUACCUGUCGCUGGUAGAGAUGCUCCCAGAGAUGAGUCGUGUGAAGACCAACAGGCCCUGUAUCAUGUUCCUCCUGCAGAACCUUGGCCUCCUAAUGGGCUGGGCCUGUCUUCUGCUCCUUGCACUGUUUGAGCACAAACUUAAGUUUUGAUGACAGGACACACACACAUCCUACUAUGGUAUCUUCCAUGCAAAUGUGUAAUUGAUGGCAAUGUUGACGGUACUUUGUGGUCUUGCUUUUUUUUUCAUUUUGACAUCUUGUUUAUUGAUUACUGCAUUAUUUACUGACACACCAUAUGAAGACAGUGAACAGCACAUUUAAAAUGUCACAAGCAAGAAACAUUUCAUAAGUGACCGGAUAAUAGAGUGACGUGAAUAGUAGCAGUGACGAUGUGAAUCAAAUUUUAGAUCCAGUGGUUACACAUAAUGUGUUAGAGCUGGAUGAAUCCACUUUUGUAUGAAUCAGAUGCCUAAAUGUGAUCUUUAGGACAUGAACACAUCUUCUGUGUGAUGAUUUAUUUUUGUAUGACGUACUGUGUAACAUAGACUGCAAGCUAGCUAUGUGCCCUGUCUGUCACAUCUAUGUCUGGACAUGAUAGGGUCAGAUGUCUAGUCUACAGUGCCAGAGACGAGAUCUUUAUAUACAGAUACCUUGCUUCUAUGUGUAUAUUUGCCAUGAAAUACAGCGUCUUCAGAAAGUAUUCAGACCCCUUGACUUUUUCCACAUUUUGUUAGUGUACAGCCUUAUUCUAAAAUGAUUAAAUUGAUGGUUUUUAUCAUCAAUCUACAGUCGUGGCCAAAAUUGUUGAGAAUGACACAUAUUAAUUUCCACAAAGUUUGCUGCUUCAGUGUCAUUAGAUAAUUUUGUCAGAUGUUACUAUGGAAUACUGAAGUAUAAUUACAAGCAUUUCAUACGUGUCAAAGGCUUUUAUUGACAAUUACAUGAAGUUGAUGCCAAGAGUCAAUAUUUGCAGUGUUGACCCUGCUUUUUCAAGACCUCUGCAAUCCGCCCUGGCAAGCUGUCAAUUAACUUCUGAUUAACUGAUGGCAGCCCAUUCUUGCAUAAUCAAUGCUUGGAGUUUGUCAGAAUUUGUGGGGUUUUGUUUGUCCACCCGCCUCUUGAGGAUUGACCACAAGUUCUCAAUGGGAUUAAGGUCUGGGGAUUAAGGUCCUGGCCAUGGAACCAAAAUAUCAAUGUUUUGUUCCCCAAGCCACUUAGUUAUCACUUUUGCCUUAUGGCAAGGUGCUCCAUCAUGCUGGAAAAGUCAUUGUUUGUCACCAAACUGUUCCUGGAUGGUUGGGAGAAGUUGCUCUCGGAGGAUGUGUUGGUACCAUUCCUUAUUCAUGGCUGUGUUCUUAGGUAAAAUGGUGAGUGAGCCCACUCCCUUGACUGAGAAGCAACCCCACACAUGAAUGGUCUCAGGAUGCUUUACUGUUGGCAUGACACAGGACUGAUGGUAGCGCUCACCUUGUCUUCUCCGGACAAGCUUUUUUCCGGAUGCCCCAAACAAUCGGAAAGGGGAUUCAUCAGAGAAAAUGACUGAUCCCGCAGCUGAAUCAACUUUAGGAGACGGUCCUGGCGCUUGCUGGACAUUCUUGGGCGCCCUGAAGCCUUCUUCACAACAAUUAAACCGCUCUCCUUGAAGUUCUUGAUGGUCCGAUAAAUGGUUGAUUUAGGUGCAAUCUUACUGGCAGCAAUAUCCUUGCCUGUGAAGCCCUUUUUGUGCAAAGCAAUGAUGAUAGAACGUGUUUCCUUGCCGACAACCAUGUUUGACAGAGGAAGAACAAUGAUUCCAAGCACCACCCUCCAUUUGAAGCUUCCAGUCUGUUAUUCGAACUCAAUCAGUAUGACAGAGUGAUCUCCAGCCUUGUCCUCGUCAACACUCAAACCUGUGUUAACGGGAGAAUCACUGACAUGAUGUCAGCUGGUCCUUUUGUGGCAGGGCUGAAAUGCAGUGGAAAUGUUUUUUGGGGGAUUCAGAUCAUUUGCAUGGCAAAGAGGGACUUUGCAAUUAAUUGCAAUUCAUCUGAUCACUCUUCAUAACAUUCAGGAGUAUAUAGAAAUUGCCAUCAUACAAACUGAGGCAGCAGACUUUGAAAAUUAAUAUUGUGUCAUUCUCAAAACUUUUGGCUACAACUGUACACACAAUACCCAAUAAUGACAAAGCAAAAUUGUGUUUUUAGAAAUUUUAGCUCAUUUCAUUAACAAAAACUGAAAUAUGAUAUUUACAUAAGUAUUCAGACCCUUUACUCAGUACUUUGUUGAAACACCUUUGGCAGUGAUUACAGCCUUGAGUCUUCUUGGGUAUGACGCUACAAGCUUGGCACGUCUGUAUUUGGGGAGUUUCUCCCAUUCUUCUCUGCAGAUCCUCUCAAGCUCUUCCAGGUUGGAUGGGAAGCGUUGCUGCACUUUUUUCAGGUCUCCAGAGAUGUUCGAUUGGGUUCAAAUCCUGACCAGUCUCUUAGUCCCUGCCGUUGAAAAACAUCCACCCAGCAUUGUUUCCUCCAGAUGUGAUGCUUGGCAUUCAGGCGAAAGAGUUCAAUCUUGGUUUCAUCAUAGUCUGAGAGUCUUUAGGUGCCUGUUGGCAAACUCCAAGUGGGCUGUCACAUGCCUUUUACUGAGAAGUGGCUUCCGUUUGGCCACUCUAUUUAAUCUUUACUUAACUAAGCAAGUCAGUUAAGAACAUAUUGUUAUUUACAAUGACGGCCUGUCAAAUGCCAUUUACUGAGAAGUGGCUAUUUAACCUUUACUUAACUAAGCAAGUCAGUUAAGAACAUAUUGUUAUUUACAAUGACGGCCUGUCACAUGCCUUUUACUGAGAAGUGGCUUCCGUUUGGCCACUUUAUUUAACCUUUACUUAACUAAGAAAGUCAGUUAAGAACAUAUUGUUAUUUACAAUGACGGCCUACACCGGCCAAACCCCAAUCCGGACGAUGCUGGGCCAAUUGUGUGCUGCCCUAUGGGUCUCCCAAUCACGGCCGGUUGUGAUACAGCCUAGAAUCGAACCAGGGUCUGUAGUGACGCCUCUAGCACUGAAAUACAGUACCUUAGUACGCUGCACCACUCGGGAGCCCAAAGGCCUAAUUAGUGGAAUACUGCAGAGAUGGUUGUCCUUCUGGAAGGUUCUCCCAUCUCCAUAUAGGAACUCUAGAGCUCUGUCAGAGUGACCACCUCCCUAAACACUUAUUGCAGAGGGCCUUGUGUUUGGCCCGGUGGCCAUCUCUAGGAAGAGUCUUGGUGAUUCCAAACUUCUCCGUUUAAGAAUGAUGGAGGCCACUUUGUUUUUGGGGACCUUGAAUGCUGCAGAAAUGUUUUGGUACUCUUCCCCAGAUCUGUGAUCCGACACAAUCAUGUCUCGGAACUCUACGGCCAAUUCCUACGACCUCAUAGCUUGGUUUUUGCUCUGACAUGGACUGUCAACUGUGGGACCUUGUAUAGACAGGUGUGUGCCUUUUCAAAUCAUCUCCACUCAAUUGAAUUUACCACAGGUGGACUCCAAGUUGUAGAAACAUCUCAAGGAUGAUCAAUGGAAACAGGAUGCACCUGAGCUCAAUUUCGAGUCUCAUAGCAAAGGGUCUGUAUACUUGUGUAAAUAAGGUACUUCUGUUUUUUGGUUUUAAUAAAUGUACAAAAAUUUACAAAAA